Galdieria sulphuraria is the source of this 1696-nucleotide messenger RNA. Its product is annotated as protoheme IX farnesyltransferase. Gene Ontology annotation, cellular component: membrane; mitochondrion. Gene Ontology annotation, molecular function: protoheme IX farnesyltransferase activity. Bases 11 to 1549 code for a protein of 512 amino acids. The transcript has a single exon. Gene Ontology annotation, biological process: heme biosynthetic process. Lineage: Eukaryota; Rhodophyta; Bangiophyceae; Galdieriales; Galdieriaceae. The record is from RefSeq and is a predicted model, not a curated record.
UGUGACAAGUAUGAUAAUAGCCAAUCGAGACGUUCCUAAUCAAUCACUCUUUAAGCAUUUUGGUGUGUUGAAGGAGGACUUGGUUUCGAAUGUCACUAUGUAUCAGUUAUCUCACAAGGUUUUGAGCAGAGUGCACAAGGGAUUGGCGAAGUCGGAUAAGAUAUUCAAGAACUUUUUAAGUUUGCACACCAGCAGGGAAAUACCAAAUAGUACCAAACACUCUGGCUCUGUACCACUUACUGACAACUUACAGUCCAAGUGGUUGAGAGGAAGACCAACUACAACAACUUUAACUGCCUUAUUUACUUGGGAUCCAAAUGUUUCAGCGUUGGAGAGACAUUUUGUUCAUUCACGUCAAUGGAAUGUCAAGACUUUUGUGUCCAAGCCUAUCACAACUGGUCUUAUGAUUGACAGUUUUCCGAAAAAGCUCGAAGGAACUGCCACUUGGAAAGACUUCAAGCUUCUUCUGAGAUCAUAUUUAAAGUUAAGUAAACACAGGCUUUCGGCCCUGGUUGUGUUCACUGCGCUGGUGGGUUAUUAUAUGGGCGGUCAAGUAGAAUUGCAGAAGCUUCAACCUUUUAAUCUUCUCUUCUUGACUGUGGGCACAAUGUUAUCUGCUGCAAGUGCAAAUGCCUGGAACCAAAUAAAAGAGAUGGAUAAAGAUGCCAAGAUGCAAAGGACAAAGUCACGACCGCUUCCUGCUGGUCUACUUUCGAAACGACACGCCGCAAUAUUUACUAUUCUUACAGGUAUUUCCGGUGUUUGCGCUUUGCUAUUUGGAUUACCAGAUCACGGUGUUGCUGCAGCCUUGGGAGGGUUGAAUAUUAUUCUUUAUGCAAAAGUAUAUACUGCACUGAAAGUUAUUCAUCCCAUCAAUACUUGGAUUGGAGCACUUGUUGGAGCAAUACCACCCUUGAUGGGUUGGUCAGCAGCUCGUCAGGGGAAUAUCGGAGAGUCUGGUUCUCUUUUAUUGGCUGCCUAUUUGUUUCUAUGGCAGAUUCCUCAUUUUCAUUCCUUGGCAGUGAUGUGUUGUAAGGACUAUUGUGCUGGAGGUUAUAAAAUGUUGGCUCAGUUGAAUCCUAGAGCAAAUGCCGUUUGGUCAGUCAUCACUUGUCUUGGUUUAUUAUGUCUAGGACCUCUUGCAGUUCAUUUGAACUUGACAAGUUCGUGGUUUGGAUAUGAGUCUACUGCGUUAGGAUUAUGGAUGCUUCACAGUUGCGCAGAAUUGGUAAAGGACCCUGCCAAUCCAAAAGCAGCACGUCCGUUAUUUAAAGUUAGCAUCGUAUAUCUACCAUUGUUAUUAGGAUUGAUGUGUUUACAUCGUUUGGAGAAACUUCCAUCGAAUAUCCCGUCAGCAAUAGGAAGCGAGGAAAGACUCGAUAAGACUCAAGAAAUGUCAAACAACUUUAAAGUCCCCAGAAGGAGAAUCGUUUAUCAUCCUGCCAGUUAUUAUUAUGCGAGUUUUCCUUUUUUCCCACCUGCUAUUUUACCUCCUGCUAUUGUUUUUGAGGAGGAUGAGACUGGAGAAGGAACAACAUCGAUCAAAUGAUAAAUGAAUGACUCCAAUAAUUAUUUCAAUGACUUCUCCUAUGUGUGACUAUUAUGUUCCGAUCGAUAAUUAGGUUUCAUGUCGAAAGUUGUUUGACUAUUGUGGAAUCCUCUAUAAUGUUGUUGUAGUAAACUGUUGAAAGAAAUU